AAAGAGACACAAACAUAUUCUUUCUUUAUAAAAAUAAAAAAUAAAUUUUGAUGAUACUCAUCUCUUUCUUCUGUUUCUCUCUAGAAAUGGUGAUAAAGUCAUCUUACCAUAUCUCUCUUUAACCCCAAAACCAAAAAUGAUAAAAAUUUUAUAGAUAGUCCCUCUCUGUCCCUACUCGCCGACUACCAUAAGAAGAAGAUUUAUCAUUUUUAUCAUUUAUCCCCCACACACAAAAGCAUAGAGAGAGAGAGAGAGGGAUAUUUAGAUCCACAGAAACAAAGGGUGUGUGUUUGUGUUUGUGUUUGUGUCUGUGUCUGUGGGUGCGUCUUUGGCUUGGUAUGAUGGAUAAAAGCUGUCAAUCCUCUGCAGACUCUACAACAACAACAACAAGUAGUAGCAGUACUACAACUAAUACUAAUACAAACCAAUACCUCAAACACCUGAACAAGCUUUCUCACAAGAUCUCCAAACCCAUCAUCAAAAAACCCCCUUUUGAUCAAACCCCAAAUCAAAACCUUAAUCCAAUUCCCAAUCCUAAUCCAAAUCCCCAACAAUCACAGCCACCACAGAUUCAACAACAACAGCAGCAACAACAACAAGCGCAGCAACAACAACAGCAGCAGCAGCAGCAGCAGCAGCAACAGCAACAGCAACAGCAACAACAGCAGCAUCAACCACCAGUCUACAAUAUCAACAAGAACGACUUCAGGGACGUGGUUCAGAAACUCACGGGCUCACCGGCACACGAACGCUUCUCAACUCCGCCGCCUAUUCAUGCGCCGAAGCCACCGAGCUCUCGCCUCCAGCGUAUUCGACCUCCGCCCCUGGCGCAACUUAGCAAUCGCCCACCUCCUUUGCUAAACAACGUUGCCUCCGCUGCUGUGGUCCCCAUUCCCAACAACAACAACAACGGCGUUACGAAUUCCGGCGUCCACGUCAGCCUCCACCACCACCACCACAACAACAACAACUACGGACGCCCAGCAACGCCGUUAUCGCCUCUGCCGCCAUUCCCGACGGUGCACGCGACGGCGGAAUCGCCCAUCUCGGCCUACAUGCGGUACCUACAGAACCCAAUCCCCGGCGUCGAUUCGAACCCUAAGCAAUUCUCGGGAUUCUCACCCUUAGCACCUCGAUUCUCGCCACGCUGGAACACCGUAACUCCGCCGCAACCGCAGCUUCAGCAUCAGUUUCCACCGCCGCCGCCGCAGCCGCAGCAACAUCAGGGGAUGCUUCCUCCUCCGCCUCCGGCGACGAUGGCUUCACAGUCACAGUCACAGUUUCUGAUGCCAACUUCACCGCUUCCAUUCGGAUGCUUGAAUUCACCGAGGUCACCGUACCCUUUGCUCUCCCCAAGUCUGCUCUUUUCGCCUUCAUCUGGCCAAUUAGGGUUUCCACAGCUUCCUCUUUCGCCUACAGUGCCAUUACCAAGCCCUAGAUGGAGAGCUCUCUGACUCAGGGCCUUGUAGCCAAUUGGCACUUCCUGAAAUCAACAAAGACGAUGUCCAGUUCGAAACUUCGAAUCAAGUACCCCCUCCCCCAACUAUCGAAAAAGUAAAAUAAAAACCUAUGUUGUGUU
Molecule: messenger RNA, 1579 nt
Organism: Quercus lobata
Lineage: Eukaryota; Viridiplantae; Streptophyta; Magnoliopsida; Fagales; Fagaceae
Product: VQ motif-containing protein
Exons: 2
Coding region: 339-1454 (371 amino acids)
Source: RefSeq, a predicted model, not a curated record